This is a messenger RNA of Gastrolobium bilobum, 1104 nucleotides long. RefSeq names its product S-adenosyl-L-methionine:benzoic acid/salicylic acid carboxyl methyltransferase 3-like. The record is from RefSeq and is a predicted model, not a curated record. Gene Ontology annotation, molecular function: S-adenosylmethionine-dependent methyltransferase activity. Gene Ontology annotation, biological process: methylation. The transcript is spliced from 5 exons. NCBI's taxonomy places the organism in Eukaryota, Viridiplantae, Streptophyta, Magnoliopsida, Fabales, Fabaceae. The coding region runs from base 10 to 1104 and encodes 364 amino acids.
GAAACAAGAAUGGAAGUGACACAAGUACUGCACAUGAAUGGAGGCAUUGGAGAAACAAGCUAUGCAAACAACUCCUUAGUUCAGCAAAGGGUGAUUUCUCUGACAAAAGCUAUGAGAGAGGAAGCCAUAACAAGCCUCUACCGUAGCACACUUCCAAGAAGCCUAGCAAUUGCAGACUUGGGUUGCUCUUCUGGAUCAAACACUUUCUUUGUGAUAUCUGAAGUUAUCAAAUCGGUGGAGAAGCUUUGCCGAGAAUUGAACCUUGAGUCACCGGAAUACCAGGCAUUCAUGAAUGAUCUCCCCGGUAAUGAUUUCAACAACAUCUUCAUGUCCCUUGGGAGCUUCAAACAGAAACUAUGUAAUGAAAUGGAAGCUGGGAUUGGUCCAUGCUUUUUCUCUGGGGUUCCCGGUUCUUUCUAUGGCAGGCUCUUUCCAUCAAAAACUCUGCAUUUUAUUCAUUCCUCGUACAGCCUUCAAUGGCUAUCUCACGUUCCUGAAGGUGUAGAGAACAAUAAGGGGAACAUUUACAUGGCGAGCACAAGCCCCAUAAACGUGCUCAAAGCUUACUACGAGCAAUUUCAAAGGGAUUUCUCGUUGUUUCUCGAGUGUCGUGCAGAAGAGCUCGUUGAAGGGGGUCGUAUGGUUUUAACAACUUUGGGGUCCCCUGGCGACGAUCCAUCUAGCAAAGAGUGUUGCUAUAUUUGGGAGCUUCUGGCUGUGGCUCUUAAUGACAUGGUCUCCGAGGGAAUCAUAAAGGAAGAGCAAGUGGAUUCCUUCAACAUCCCUCAGUAUACACCAUCCCCGUCUGAAUUGAAAUUAGAGGUUCUAAAAGAAGGUUCAUUCACUAUCAAUCACCUGGAGAUAUCAAAGGUUAAUUGGAAUGCUUUUGAUUCCGAUAGUAGUUUGUCUAAAUCCCUCAGUGAUGGAGGAUAUAACGUUACAAAGUGCAUGAGGGCCGUGGCUGAACCUUUGUUGGCAAGCCACUUUGGAGAAGCUAUCAUUGAAGAGGUCUUCGACCGGUAUCAAGAAAUCUUAACUGAUCGAAUGUGUAAGGAGAAAACUGAAUUCAUUAAUGUAAGCAUAUCAAUGACCCGAAGCGUAUGA